This is a messenger RNA of Balearica regulorum gibbericeps (East African grey crowned-crane), 1178 nucleotides long. RefSeq names its product synaptotagmin 8 (gene SYT8). Gene Ontology annotation, cellular component: dense core granule; exocytic vesicle; plasma membrane. Lineage: Eukaryota; Metazoa; Chordata; Aves; Gruiformes; Gruidae. Gene Ontology annotation, molecular function: calcium-dependent phospholipid binding; SNARE binding; clathrin binding. The record is from RefSeq and is a predicted model, not a curated record. Gene Ontology annotation, biological process: calcium ion-regulated exocytosis of neurotransmitter; synaptic vesicle endocytosis.
AUGGCCUCCCUGCUCCCCAGCAGCCCCACGGCCAUCGCCACCACGGUUCAGCCAGGCUUCCUGGGCGGCUGGCUUAGCCAGAUCCCAUUACCCAAAUGGGCGCUCAUCGCUGUGGCAGUGGCCAUUCUCCUCCUCCUCUUCCUCAUCUGCAUCAUCAGGUGCUGCUGUGGCAAGAAGAAGUCCAAGAAGAAGGAGAGAGUCAGCUUGUGCGCUGUCAGUGGCUCCACCACGGCUAGCCUCGUCCAGCCUGAGAUGGAGGACCUGGAGCAGGGCAUGGAGCAGACGGGACGAGGAAAGCUGCAGUACUCCCUGGAGUACAACUUCCGCGCGCAGGAGCUGAAAGUUGGUGUGAAGCAGGCAGCCGAGCUAAAGGCCAUGGACAGUGGAGGCACAUCUGAUCCAUAUGUGAUCGUCUACCUAACAUCUGAUACGAAGAAAAAGUACGAGACCAAAGUUUAUCGCAAGACCUUGAACCCCAUCUUCAACGAGAGCUUCACUUUCCAGGUACCCCAGGCAGAGGUGCCUGAAUCCACGCUGGUGAUGCAGAUCUAUGACUUCAACCGCUUCACCAAGCAUGACAUCAUCGGUGAGGUCCGCCUACCCCUGGCCAGUGUCAGCCUGCAGCAUGUCAUUGAGCAGUGGAGCAACCUGGCAGUGGCCAGUAAAGUGGAGGAAGAACAGCUGGGGGAGAUCUGCUUCUCGCUGCGCUAUGUCCCCAGCACCGGCAAGCUAACAGUGCUCAUCCUGGAAGCCAAGAAACUGAAGCGAAUGGACUCCCAUGGACUCUCAGAUCCUUUUGUUAAGGUACAUCUCAUCCUGAACAGGAAGAAAUGGAAGAAGAAGACAACAAGCGUGAAGAAAAACACCUUAAGACCUUACUUCAAUGAGAUGUUUGUUUUUGACGUGCCUUUCAAUCAGAUCCAGAACGUGGACGUGGUCAUCUCCGUCUGGGAUCACGACAAAGUGACCAAGAACGAGCCCAUUGGCAAACUCUUCCUGGGCUGCCGGGCCACGGGCAACCAGCUGCGGCACUGGUCCGACAUGCUGUCCAACCCGCGCCGGCCCCUCGCCCAGUGGCACAGCCUGCAGCCCCCGGACGUGGUCGACAAAGCCCUGGGGCUGAAGUCCCACCUCAAGCUGCCCCUGCCCCCCAGAUAGUUGGGGGACUCCACCACCUG